Molecule: messenger RNA, 687 nt
Organism: Entrophospora candida
Lineage: Eukaryota; Fungi; Glomeromycota; Glomeromycetes; Entrophosporales; Entrophosporaceae
Source: the annotation of a GenBank genome assembly
AUGUCACAGUAUAAUCAAGGACAGUAUGGAAGACCUCCACCAAAUAGUCAACAAAGUUACUCAGCUCCACCACCUAACACUUAUGGUCAACAACAAGUUUAUGGAGGGGGGCAACAACAACAAUAUCAUCCACCACCUCAAAGUCAAUCUAGUGUUCCUCCACCAGGAGCAGACCCCCAACUCUUUUUUUGGUUUAAAGCAGUUGAUACUGAUGGUAGUGGUUCUUUGACCACCGAAGAAUUACAGAAAGCUUUAAUCAAUGGUGAUUGGAGUCCUUUUAAUAUCGAGACUGUUCGUUUAAUGAUGAAUAUGUUUGAUACUGAUAAUACUGGUACGAUUAAUUUUCCCGAGUUCGCUGGUCUUUGGCGUUAUAUUGAAGAUUGGAAGAAAUGUUUUCAAAGAUUUGAUACCGAUGGUUCCGGUACUAUCAAUUUUACCGAAUUGAAAACUGCCUUGAAAACUUUUGGAUAUAAUUUGAGUGAUCAAUUCAUUAGCCUCUUGAUAAAGAAAUAUGACAAACGUGCUGGCACAACAGGAAAGGGAGAUGUAACUUUUGACAAUUUCGUGCAAUCUUGCGUUACCAUCAAGACACUUACAGACUCUUUUCGACGUUUCGAUACUGAUAAUGACGGUUGGAUAAUGAUUAGUUAUGAACAGUUUUUGGAAUUGGUGGUGAAUAAUCGUUAA